UAGUGAAAGUUUAACUUUAAAUAACACAAUCUUAAUCUUGUGUACAAAUUUUCACUCUUAGAUGAACAAAGAGAAGUCUCACAAACUUACACAUCGAUAUAUAUGUAGUGUAGCGAAAGUCAUUUUUAAUCAUAGGUUUAUCUUUUAACCUUAAUCUCACACCCUUACACUUAAUCAACUAAUCUCUGAAACUCUCCUAUCGCUUUACCCCUAACAUCAUCUUUCAUUUAAAAACAUUUUCUUAAUUUAAUAAAAAGAACUAAACAAAUCAGAAGUAGCUACCAAAAACAUCCAGCCGUCUCAAAUAACUCUCCCCAUUAAACUAACCAAACAAAUCGUUGCUUUCACAACCUUUUUGGUUGAAUUUUUCCAACUUUGUGAUGCAACGAUCAGACCUGCUCAUAAUAUUAAUCAUUGAACCCUUAAUUCUAAAGAAAAAAAAAAAAAAAACAAGUUCUAUGAUUGAUUCAACACAGAACCCACCACCAAAGUUUUUCCUUUCAGAUUCUCAGAGCUUCAACCAAGCAAAUCAAUGGCAAUGGCAAUGGCAACUUCCUUUCACUUACAAUUUACACUUAUUCUUUGCUUUGUAGCCAUUCAUGGCGGAGCAGAGAUUACAGAUUCCUCUUCAUGUUCUAUCGAUUCUCCAUCUUCUUGUGAUACCUAUGUGUCCUAUUUUGCAAAAUCUCCACAGUUUUUGGAUCUUCUGAGCAUAUCCAAAUUGUUUGGUGUCAGUGCUUUGAAGAUUGCGAAAGCUAGCAACUUGGAAUCUGAGAAAGCUCCAUUGUUCGAUGGGCAGCUUCUGUUCGUGCCUGUAACUUGUAAUUGCUCUGGAAAUGGAAAUAAUAGCUUCUUCUUUGCUAAUAUCACCUAUAAAAUCAACAAGGGUGAUACUUUUUAUCUUGUCUCUACAUCUUUCUUUGAGAAUCUCUGCGAUUCUGAAAUGGUGGUAAAAAUGAACCCAUCUCUAUAUCCAAACAAUUUACCAGUGGGAGUUGAAGCUAUUUUUCCUCUGUUUUGUAAGUGUCCUUCUAAGAAAAACUUAAAACAGGGGAUUCAACAUUUUGUUACGUAUAUAUGGCAACCCACUGAUGAGGUUUCUGGGGUGAGAUCGAUUUUUAAUGUCUCGAAAGAUGUAGUUUUGGAAGAUAUGAAAGGUCUAAACUUGACCAAUUUUGUAGCUGGUAAGCCUGUGUUUAUUCCUGUUUCGAAACUUCCUCUGCUUUCUCAGUCUCCUCCUCAGAGGAAAAAGAUCAAACACCUUGUGGUCGUGAUUGGUGCUGCGGCUUUGGCUCUUAGUCUUCUCUUGGGAGCUUCCUUGAUGGCUUAUAUUUGCUUUAUUUACAAGAAAAAGAAGCUACCCAUGUGGGGAAAUUCCAUCAAAAUGAAGAUGAAACAGAAUGCGGAGCUUCUUCUUUCUCCUCCUGUGGUUUCAAACUACUUAGGAAGGCCAAUUUUAUACGAUUAUAAAGUGAUAAUGGAUGCAACAAUGAGUUUCAACGAAGGGUCUAAGAUUGGGAAAUCAGUAUACAGAGCGACAAUCAAUGGACAAAUCUCAGUGAUAAAAGAAGCUAAACCAGAUUCAAAAGAUGAGCUCAUGAUUUUACAGAAAGUCAAUCAUAUAAACUUAGUGAAAUUGGUGGGGUUUUCAUCAGAUGAUAAGGAGAAUUUUUACUUGGUUUAUGAAUUUGCUGAAAAUGGGUCAUUGGAUAAGUGGCUUUAUUCACCAUCUGAAGCUUCUUCAAGCCAUCUCACAUGGAUCCAGAGGCUGAACAUAGCAUUGGAUGUGGCUAAUGGGUUGCAAUAUAUGCAUGAUCACACUCAACCAAGCAUCGUCCACCAAGAUAUCAAAACCAGUUGCAUUCUUCUUGACUUGAGAUUCAGAGCAAAGAUUUCAAAUCUCGCUAAGGCAAGACCUGCUGUGAACUCUCUGUCCACGAAAGUCGAUGUUUUUGCUUUUGGGGUUGUGAUUUUGGAGCUGCUUUCAGGGAAAAAAGGUCUGAAGUGUACAGAAAAUGGUGAAGAAGAUGAUGUUAUGUUGUGUAAGGAGAUGAGGGAUGUUCUAGAUAAAGAAGAAGGAAGAGAAGAAAAGUUGAGAGAUUGGAUGGACCCAAAAUUAAAGGAUUGUUACCCAAUUGAAGGAGCUUUGAGCUUAGCAGUAAUGGCGAGGGCUUGUACACAAGAUGAACCUCUGUCAAGGCCAAGUAUGGCGGAAAUUGUCUUUAAUCUCUGUGUUCUUGCUGAAUCUUCCCCGCAAAAGGCAAAAAAAACAUGGGUUUCUCUCUUGGAAGCAGAUGAAAUCGGCCAUAGCCAUAGCCCCAUUCGAGCUCGUUGAUUGCAAUAACUCAAAUUGGAUCCUCAUAUUUUUUUUUUA
Benincasa hispida (wax gourd) is the source of this 2374-nucleotide messenger RNA. RefSeq names its product serine/threonine receptor-like kinase NFP. Gene Ontology annotation, molecular function: protein kinase activity; ATP binding. The record is from RefSeq and is a predicted model, not a curated record. Gene Ontology annotation, biological process: protein phosphorylation. NCBI's taxonomy places the organism in Eukaryota, Viridiplantae, Streptophyta, Magnoliopsida, Cucurbitales, Cucurbitaceae.